Messenger RNA from Prunus armeniaca (apricot), 324 nucleotides. Lineage: Eukaryota; Viridiplantae; Streptophyta; Magnoliopsida; Rosales; Rosaceae. The record is from the annotation of a GenBank genome assembly.
AUGACUCAAGGAAUCUGCGAAAUCCUUUGGCUACGAAAACUUCUUUUGGGACUUGGGUUUAAACCAAAGGAUACCAUGAAGUUGUUUUGUGAUAACAAGUUAGCAAGGGACAUAGCUGAUAACCCAGUACAGCAUGAUAGAACAAAGCAUGUAGAGGUUGAUCGUCAUUUUAUCAAAGAGAAGCUUGAGAAGAAGAUUGUAUCAAUACCAUUUGUGGAGUCAGAGGGACAACUUGCAGAUGUUCUUACUCAUGCAGUAUGUAGCCGAAAGUUUGGUAACUCACUUGACAAGUUGGGCAUGUGUGAUAUAUAUGCACCAACUUGA